AUGGACAAACCUGGCGAACUUGAGGAUGAUACCAGAGACACUGGCGCAAGGAGUGUGCGACAGCCUGUUUCUGUGCCGACCAUCACGACGACAGUCGAUGUGGCCGACAACAACCCGACGUCAUCUGACGAAGCGCAAAAUGUCGAGGAUGAAGCGCGCCCUGGCCCCUCAAGACUUGUUGACAAUUUCAAGUCAAUUGGAGGCGAAUCUUUCAAUGCCAGAGCUCGUGACCGACUUACACCGUCGCGCGAGCUUGUAGAAGAUCUCACAGCCACGUAUUUCGACCGAAUACACCACGCCGCUCCUAUGCUGCACCAGGCUCGCUACGUGGCAUCUCUGCAGCUCUCAUCGGAUCUACAGCUACCUAGUUGCCUGCGGCUUGCUGUGAUGGCAUCAGGCGCGUGCGUCUCCCCAGCACACAGAUCCCUUGCUGUGACACUAUAUGAGCAAGCCAGAGACUUGGCCGAGGCAGACGAGACGAAUGAUGAAGGGGAAUCCUUUAUCACGCUAGCACAUGCUCAGUGUUGGCUUCUUCUGGCCAAUUUCGAGGCUCGCCGUGCAGCGUUCAUGCGAGCAGCAAUGAGUCUUGGCCGUGCUAGACAGCUCCCAGGGACCAGAUCGAGAUUGAAGAGCGCCGCCGGACUUGUUGCUCUGCCGGUGUCAGAAGAGGCCUUCACACACAGUAGCACUGAGCUGACGCAGACCCUUGAUGAAUCACUUCGCCAGAAAGCUGUGCUCCGGUCUCCGCUCGCGGCUCGGGCCCUUGUGUCGGACCUGCUCCACAGAUCUUUGAUGCUAGCCCAGGAGUCAUCACCCGUUGUCGACGAACGGCUCGGGGAACAGCAACAGCCCAUCGUUGACCAGUACUGGAGUCGGCACCGUGAUCUCGACAAUGCAUUGACUUCCAUGUUCCUUAUGCUACCGGAAAGCCUUCGGCUGCCAGCAGCAUUUCGUUGCCAGCAGGCAGUCUUUGUUAACAUCCUAAUUCACGUUGCCAUAAUCUGUCUUCACCAGUCAGCAACACGUAGAGUGCAGGCUGUAGUGGGCAUGCGUCAAAGUCGAGAACGCAUGUUUGCCGCUGCGAAGGAGAUUCAGCAUAUUUUUGGGAUGGUCCAGGAUCUGGAGAUGGCGCUCAGAAAUCCGAUGCAGGAUUUCGCUGCGUAUACAGCCGCGCUUGUUUUUCUCGAGAGGCUGGCGACAGACCACGGGGGUGAGGCGAGCAGGAGCAAUGUGAACUUCCUGCUCGAUGUGCUCAACAUCGUGAGCCAGACUAACCCGGCCGCCCAAGCCUCUGCGGUUAGGCUUACGGCAGACCUGGAGAGAGUAUCUAUUCAAAUGGCGUCCAAUUUGUGA
This is a messenger RNA of Diaporthe amygdali, 1353 nucleotides long. Its product is annotated as Glucose-repressible protein. The record is from RefSeq and is a predicted model, not a curated record. The transcript is spliced from 7 exons. Gene Ontology annotation, cellular component: nucleus. NCBI's taxonomy places the organism in Eukaryota, Fungi, Ascomycota, Sordariomycetes, Diaporthales, Diaporthaceae. Bases 1 to 1353 code for a protein of 450 amino acids.